Messenger RNA from Triticum turgidum subsp. durum (durum wheat), 2919 nucleotides. Lineage: Eukaryota; Viridiplantae; Streptophyta; Magnoliopsida; Poales; Poaceae. The record is from the annotation of a GenBank genome assembly.
AUGACGGACCGUCUAAAACAGCUUCUUGACGACGAGCAAUGGAGAGAAGUGAAUGUUAUCAACAACUAUUCUGUGCUGAUGGGCUACCUAUCCAUGGCCGUCAAGGGUUUGGGCUUUCUCGUCCUUACUUGGACCACGGUCGUACUUCUCGGUGGCUUCGUCUCUAUGCUCCAUAAAAAGGAUUUUUGGUGUUUGGCAUUCAUCACCCUUGUACAAACAGCUGGGAUCUUUGAUGUUGUUCUCAAUGAAAAACUAAGCUAUAUCACGGAAGCAAUAUUUUCAUCGUUCUCGGUUGGAUUGGAUGGCGUGGAUGGCAUCAUUCAAACUGAAAUUGACAUAAACAUGAUGGAAUCUUAUCUCAGUUUGUUGGCUUUGACUCUGGCUUUUCUUCUAAAAUUUUUAUUGGCAUGUAUUUUUACGUUAGUUCACGUACUAGUGUUGGUCGUAGUAUUGUGCCCUUUGGCAGUUAUAUAUGUGCUCGGGAUAUCCAUCUCUGGAGGAAUUUCAUUGUGGCGUCUGAUAGAGCACGAUUACUCCAACUCGGAAUCGAAUGGAGAAGCAUCCAAUCUAUCUCCAGCAAUGCACACCUUGUACUAUCUUGCUCUGCUGCAAGGAGUGCUCUUCUUCUAUAGAUUCCUCUUGCGUCGGAUGACAAACUCGUUGGUUAGGGAUGUGGCAGAUGAUAAAUAUAAAUGCAAUCCCUCGGAUGCUCAAGUGGUUUAUGACUACUUGUGCGAAACAAGGAGGGGGUGUGAAAAGGACCCCUCAUUUAUAAAGGGGAGGAACCUCAUCACAGUUGCUGUAGACAAGAUCGGUUCCAAUUCUCCUAUUGACUGUAUUGCCGGAGUGAAGAUGUUAUACACAUCCAUAUGCAUUGUGGAGAGGAAACUAGAGCGUACCAUACAAGGUAGUGCUGACUAUCACGAACAGCAGGACAUUCUCAGUGGGCAAGGCAUGCUUAUGAAGCAUUUGAUCUUGCCUACAUCAUCCUCGAGACAUGUACUGAACAAACUGCUGGAGACGCUGGAUUCAAAAGGCAUACAUGACAGGGAUGCAAGGUACCAAGCUGCGGUGAUAGUGGAGCGCCUUGCAUUCAGUAUAUUUUUGGAGGAGUUUCCUCAGGGGAUUCAACACAUAUCUUCCCUGAUCAUGCCACUCCAAGAAUACACUAUAGCUGAGCCAUACCAACAAGAAUAUGAGAAACAUUUGUUUAUGACCCAUUCAGUAACCGGUGGUGAUGAUGCCACUGGUGAACUUCGGAAGGAAUACAAGGCAUUGUUGCAGCAAGGCAUGUGUAUCCUCCAAAAGCUUGCAGCAAAUGGGAAGAAUUGUAGAGUCAUUAACAACACCCCAGAUUUGGUAUCCAAGAUCAUGGCGCCUCUGACUUAUGACCUACUCCACCACACCACCAAAGAUCAUGGUACAUGGUCCGAUAUAGUGGAGGGGUCAGUGAAAGUGUUGGGACAAUUAACUAGUGCUUCAGGCGAAACUGGGACCAAACUUCGUCGUGAAAUCUCUAGUUGUGAAGAAGCAAUCAGUACUCUGAUGAGGAUUCUUAGCUGUAAUAAAUGUAAUGAAGAGCUACAGCAAAGAGCCAUGUGGGUUCUCACAAAUCUGUACAUGGAUACUACUGAAAGCAAUGGAUCGAAAGAUUCUAUUGUUCAAGAAAAAGAAAGAAGCUACAGAGACGAAUUUGUUAGGAUGUUGGUGGACAUCUUCGUGAAAGAUAACAAGUGUAGCUCCUCUAUCAGAGAAUAUGCUGGGGAAGUACUGUCGAAGAUAUGUUUCCAUGGGAGAACAAGUGAUGCCAAAAUUGUCUUACCAACAAGUGACCAUGUUAAUAAUCUCACUAAAGUACUUCUACAAGACAAAAACAAGACAUGUAAACAAGCAGCAGCUGAAAUCCUCAACCAUCUGUUUGCUCAUUACAUCAAGGAUGAUGGAUACCUUGGAAAACUUAACAAAGCAAUACUCGAGGUGAUUGGCGAAAUUCUUUGUCGUGGAGAUGAAACAUCUAAUGAAAAAAUCCAGCUGGCCAAACCAGAAACCGACAAAGAAAGCCCAGUUUAUUAUGGUCUGGGCAAAGGAAUUAGCUCUUCAACCUCCUCUGGUGGGCAAAACAAUGAGAAAAAUGUGAAUGGAGAAAUACUUCUUUGUGAAUUUGAAACACGUAAUGAAAACCAUGGUUCCGACAAGCCAGAAAGUGACAUAGAAAGCCUACUUGAUAAUGGCCAGGGCAAAAGAAUUAUCUCUUCUUCCUCCUCUCAUCUACAAAACGAUGAGAAAAGGGUGUUUAGAAAAACAUUUAGUUCUAUACGCAAAACACAUAAAGAAGAAGACAAGGAAGAUGUGUCUGGCAAACAAAAAAUUGAUAGAGAAAGACAAUGUGAUGGCACAAAAGAAAUCAAUGAGCAGGACAAGGUGGAAGAGAGAUUCCAGGCAGUCAUGAAAUCAAAUAUGUCAGCGAACUUGCUAUCAUCCCUGUUAUCCCUUUGUGGCAUGGUUGUCUAUGACAUGAUGCCAGACCACGAUUUAGCACCUUUGUUGGAUGCACCUAGCUUUCUUAACAAACUCAAGGAUGUGGUAGUGAAAAAAGGUGACCAACCCAAAGUCGAAAACCUGCUACUGUGUAAGGCUAUCAGUAAGAUGGCCAUAUUACUGAUGGGACACAACUGCCGCAUGCUCAUCAAACCAGGGGACCUUGAGAGCUUGAUACAGGCACUCUCUAGUGCCUCCAAGAACAUGCUUGAUCUUGACCACUCCAUGGUAUUCCACUGUGCCAACCGACCCUUUGCAAUCACACCGUCGAAGGUUGACAGGUAUACCCACGUAACCACGCCUUCGAAGCUUGACAGGUGUACCCUUGCGUCCCUCGUGAAAAAACUGCAUGAUAUGGUGCCAUCUACCUCUAGCCAAUAG